Ornithorhynchus anatinus (platypus) is the source of this 587-nucleotide messenger RNA. It is a transcript of the gene DUSP23, whose product is annotated as dual specificity phosphatase 23. NCBI's taxonomy places the organism in Eukaryota, Metazoa, Chordata, Mammalia, Monotremata, Ornithorhynchidae. The record is from RefSeq and is a predicted model, not a curated record. The transcript has 3 exons. Gene Ontology annotation, molecular function: protein tyrosine/serine/threonine phosphatase activity. Gene Ontology annotation, biological process: protein dephosphorylation; cilium assembly. Bases 37 to 489 code for a protein of 150 amino acids.
CGGGAGCCUUCGGACCGCGGGACAGCGAGCUUAGCUAUGGGCUCCGCGCCCCCCAACUUUUCGUGGGUGCUGCCGGGCCGCCUGGCCGGCCUGGCCCUGCCGCGGCUGCCCGCCCACUACCAGUUCCUGUGGGCGCAGGGCGUUCGGCACCUGGUGUCGCUGACGGAGCGGGCCCCCCCGCACGGGGACACCUGCCCCGGCCUCACCCUCCACCGCCUCCGCAUCCCGGACUUCCGCCCGCCCUCGCCCGACCAGAUCGACCGCUUCGUCCAGAUCGUGGACGGGGCCGUCGGCCGGGGAGAGGCUGUGGGCGUGCACUGUGCCCUGGGCUUUGGCCGGACGGGGACGCUGCUGGCCUGCUACCUGGUCAAGGCGCGGGGUCUGUCGGGCGGCCAGGCGGUGGAGGAGGUCCGCCGGCUGCGUCCCGGCUCCGUCGAGACCCCCGACCAGGAGCGGGCCGUCGUCCAGUUCUACCAGCGCACCAAGUGACGGGGGGACCUCUCCCCGGCCCGGGAUUCAGGAGGACCUGGGCGCCGAUCCCAGCCCCGCCACCCCUCGGCUGCCGGGUGACCUUGGGCAAGCCGCGC